Molecule: messenger RNA, 645 nt
Organism: Olea europaea var. sylvestris
Lineage: Eukaryota; Viridiplantae; Streptophyta; Magnoliopsida; Lamiales; Oleaceae
Product: probable lactoylglutathione lyase, chloroplastic
Exons: 3
Coding region: 47-322 (91 amino acids)
Cellular component (GO): cytoplasm
Molecular function (GO): lactoylglutathione lyase activity
Source: RefSeq, a predicted model, not a curated record
GGUGUUGGGGGGGGGGGGUGAUUAUAUUCAGUAUACUGUGGCCAUUAUGGGUUAUGGUCCUGAAGAUAAAAAUACAGUUCUGGAAUUGACAUAUAACUAUGGCAUCAGAGAAUAUGACAAAGGAAAUGGUUAUAUUCAGAUUGCAAUUGGUACAGAUAAUGUUUAUAAGACUGCAGAGGCUAUAAAACUUUCCGGUGGAAAAAUCAUCCGUGAACCUGGACCCUUGCCAGGGAUAAAUACUAAAAUCACAUUAUGCUUGGAUCCUGAUGGUUGGAAAACGGCAUUCGUCGAUAAUAUUGACUUUUUGAAGGAGCUAGAGUGACAGAAUCACUAUAUUUACUCCAUUCACACGGAGUGGCAACCACCUAUCAAGGUGUGUGACCGAAGAGAGUUUUUAGGGCAACUGAACUAUUACCAAGAACAUCAUUUACCAAUUUCCCUAUAAAUUAGAUUGCUAUUUCAAGAAUUAUCUGCUGAAACAUUCUAGAUAAUUGUUUAUUGUAGAUCCAUUAGUUAUCUGUUGUAAAGUUGAAACUAAUUAUGUAUUAUAUUUUGCUCAGUUUGUAUUUUUGAAGAAUACCAUAUCGUUUAGUUUUUUCGUAAAAAUAAAGAUCCAUUUUUAUGCCAAUUAUUGAUCUUCUCUAA